Messenger RNA from Aspergillus saccharolyticus JOP 1030-1, 778 nucleotides. RefSeq names its product peptidylprolyl isomerase. Lineage: Eukaryota; Fungi; Ascomycota; Eurotiomycetes; Eurotiales; Aspergillaceae. Gene Ontology annotation, molecular function: peptidyl-prolyl cis-trans isomerase activity; DNA binding. Gene Ontology annotation, biological process: rRNA processing. The record is from RefSeq and is a predicted model, not a curated record. The transcript has 3 exons. Bases 291 to 662 code for a protein of 123 amino acids.
CCCUCACAAGUGCACGGUAUAAGCACCAGCUCAUCCCGAUUACUUCAAGCAAGCAAGCAUCUACAAGACAUGGGAGGGGGCGGGAACUUUCUCUUACAGUGGCAGCCUCAGGCACCACAGCACAUCGCACCCCCACCUCCAACCCUCCUCCACCUGAGUUAAGUUUAUAACUUCCCCAUCUGAUAAACCACCAACUGUGCUAUACACAUCACGGCACCCAACACGUACGAUAAAUCAACUAGCCUUGCUAUAAAUCAUCCCUCACAACUCUGUCCAUCUAAUCACCAAACAUGGGUAAAAAUAAAGGCAGCAGCGGCGGCAGUGGUGACAAAAAGGGCAAAGACAGUGGAGGCGACAAGAAGGGCCUCAAGCCCGCGACCUCCAUCAACGUGCGGCAUAUUCUUUGCGAGAAACACUCCAAGAAGGAAGAAGCUUUGGAGAAGCUCCGCAAUGGGGCCAAAUUUGAUGAGGUGGCGAGGGAGAUGUCGGAGGAUAAGGCUCGUCAGGGCGGAUCUUUGGGGUGGAAAGUUCGCGGGAGUUUGAAUGGGGAGUUCGAGAAGGCGGCGUAUGACCUGGAGCCCAGUACGACGGCGAAUCCUAAGUGGGUGGAGGUGAAGACCGGGUUUGGGUAUCAUAUUAUCAUGGUUGAGGGGAGGAAGUAGAUCUAUUCCAUUGCAAGUAUCUUGAAUUACUUAUGCAAAGGCGCCGCAAGCGUCGCGGUGAUCAAAUCCAUUGGCUGGAGUCGGAAGAACUAGAUAACAUACUAGAUACCAUUAAU